Molecule: messenger RNA, 1578 nt
Organism: Cucurbitaria berberidis CBS 394.84
Lineage: Eukaryota; Fungi; Ascomycota; Dothideomycetes; Pleosporales; Cucurbitariaceae
Exons: 4
Coding region: 230-1408 (392 amino acids)
Source: RefSeq, a predicted model, not a curated record
CCUGCCUCUCCGCGGUCCUGCGGUCAUUACACGAUUACGGUGCGCGAUAAUGCUCAGGCUCUGCUAGUUUAUUGCAAUAAGACUUCAGACAGACCUCAGCUCCUCAGCCCAAGCGUCUGUUCGUCACCUAGAGGAAGCCAUGUGAUAAAGUCCUGUCUGCGCUCCAGCCUCGACCUACGCCACCUACAUACACCACCUGCGAACGCUGCGUUCGACUGUGACUAGCGAAAUGACGUCCCCGUUUUCGCCAGAGGAACUGGCAUACUUGGAGGCGCAUAAAAACGACUCGAGAGUUUCGCAAAUACGCUGGGUAUACAGUGUGCCCAUCGCCGCUGCCACCCUCAGUACGGUGAUGCGACUGUGGGCAAAGCGGUACGGUCGGAAUGGAAUCACGCUCGACGAUUACUUGAUCCUCUUGGCCACGACAUGUCUCAUCGGACAAUGCGCGAGUGGACUGGGUUUCGGGCCUCCCCACGGCAUGGGCAAACACGUUAACGUCGUCUCAGCCUAUGACCAGAUGAUGGUACGAAAAGGAGACUACGUCUUCAGUCACUUUUACGAUAUUGCCCUCGUCUCUGUCAAACUCGGUAUCCUCGCCUUCUACUACCGCGUCUUUGUCCACCCAGUCUUCCGUCGAGUCGUCCUUGCAACCGCAGCCUUUGUUCUCGCAUGGGGCAUUGGCAUCACAGUAACACUCUUCCUGGCUUGUCGACCUCUUGCAGCAUAUUGGGAUAGGAACGUGACUGGAAAGUGUUUGGUCAUGCUUACUUUUACGUAUUUCACCAACAUUUCGAAUUUGAUCACGGACAUCUGGAUUUUCUUAAUGCCAAUGCCCAUGAUCUGGCAUUUGCAGUUACAAACGAAAAAGAAGAUGAUUCUCAGCCUUAUAUUUUGCAUAGGUCUUGCAACCUGCGUAGUAUCCUCCAUCCGUCUCACUAUCAUCCUUGGCCGUGGUCGUCCAGACUUUACAUGGUACUACGUCCCCCUUGGCGCAUACUCCGUCUUCGAGCCCCUCGGCGGCAUCCUCUGCACCAACCUCCCGAUAAUCUGGCACAUGUUCCGCAAGCGACAAGCCACGUUGAUCAACGCCUCCGCCUUCAAGUCACACUCCAACAGCAACUCGACGCCCACGAUCGGCUCACGGCGCUCGCGCUUCGCCAUCGCACUCGGCAUAACGACAAGAGACAGGACGCAGAAUGGUAGUGGGAAUGGAACGGGCCUAGGAGGGGACAGCGUGGCAGGAGGGGUGGGCGAUUGGCAGCGCCUGGAGAGCAUGGAGAGUCAAAAGCCAGAUCCUACUAUUUGGACAACAGUGGAGCGGGUUGACACCGGCGGAUUGGACGAGGGGCCGUCCGAAGCACCACUCAAACCGGGAAUGAAGAAGACUGUGUGGAAUGUUCGGAAAUGAGUAGGGCACGCUCUGCUUCAACUUCGCAUUAUCAGCAACAACAGGGACCACUGAGAACGACGAGGCAUCGUCCUCUUUACGACAUUAUGAAAGGCGAAUACGGUGUAUUUGGUAUCUUUUCUUUUCACAACACGGCAUGGGAGGACGUUGACUGGAAAAGGGUACAAUCA